UUAAUCAUAUUCAGAGAGUCAUUUGGCCGAACUCUUUCGUAUGUCAACAAUCCGAAGUAUAAUAAAUUCAUACUUUUACAAACAAUUUCCGCACAAUUGAUUUGCCGCCAUUUGCACGCAUUGUGUUGGCACCAUUUAACCGCCUUCUAAGGGCGGUUGGACGGUGCAAUCAUGGAUCAUGCGGUUAAAGCGACACGCGGCCGUCCAUGGAAUACUUUACGUUUUGAAAACGAUGAGCUAGAAUGCCUCUAUCAGCGCUACACACUAAAGUUGCAACGCUUCUCAGUACUGGGCGUGGUAGCUUUAGUUGUAGUGCUGUGUGGUGUCAUGGCGGCACUCUCGUUGGCCUAUAAUAAUGCACCUACUUUUCAUAAUGUAUUCAACUCCAUUGUUUGUCUACUUUUUGCCGUUAUACUCAUAUUACUGCAAUGUCGCGUUAUCAAAGAUCAUCAUUUGCCAAUACUUUGCUAUAGCAUUCUACUUUUCACCGCCAGCAUUUGUUUUGUCUCAAUGCCAACGGUGGGCAGCAUUUUUCCAGUGGAUACAAAGGAGGUCAUGGCCGAGGGAGUUUGGCAAAUUGUAUUCGUAGUGUUUUUGGCUUAUGCCAUGAUGCCACUUCAAAUCUGGGAAGCGGUUUGCUUUGGUAUAUUAUUGCCUUCGGUGCAUAUAAGUUUGACGGUUUAUAAAAUAUUUACGGAUUCAUUUCGUUAUUUGGAAUAUAAUCAGUUAAUAGCUAACAUUGUAAUGUUUAUUGGCGUUAAUGUAGCUGGCUUAGUUGUAAAUAUAAUGAUGGAACGUGCCCAGCGUCGUGCGUUCCUAGAUACACGGAAUUGUAUAGCCGCCCGUUUAGAAAUUCAGGAUGAAAAUGAGAAACUGGAAAGACUUUUAUUGUCGGUACUACCUCAGCAUGUUGCAAUGCAGAUGAAAAAUGAUAUACUGUCACCUGUGGCUGGUCAAUUUCACCGAAUUUACAUACAAAAACACGAAAAUGUUAGUAUACUGUUUGCUGAUAUUGUUGGUUUUACGGUAUUAUCAUCUCAGUGUAGUGCACAGGAAUUAGUAAGACUGUUGAAUGAACUUUUUGGACGUUUUGAUCAAUUAGCGCAUGACAACCAUUGCUUGCGCAUCAAAAUUUUGGGAGAUUGUUAUUAUUGCGUAUCUGGCUUACCGGAGCCACGCAAGGAUCAUGCCAAAUGUGCAGUUGAAAUGGGUCUUGAUAUGAUCGAUGCAAUUGCCACGGUUGUUGAGGCUACAGAUGUGAUAUUAAAUAUGCGUGUUGGCAUACAUACUGGCCGUGUACUAUGCGGCGUUUUAGGUUUACGCAAAUGGCAAUUUGAUGUUUGGUCCAAUGAUGUCACUUUGGCAAAUCAUAUGGAAUCAGGUGGAGAACCAGGACGUGUGCAUGUAACACGCGCUACACUUGAUUCGCUAUCUGGCGAAUAUGAAGUAGAAGCUGGUCAUGGCGAUCAACGUUCAUCAUAUCUACGUGAUCAUGGCGUUGAUACAUAUUUCAUUGUGCCACCACCACAUAGGCGAAAACCGCUUAUGCUAAAUACUUUAGGCGUACGUUCGGCAAUUGGUAGCCGUCGGAAAUUGUCGUUCCGUAAUGUCUCAAAUGUUGUUAUGCAACUUUUGCACACCAUUAAAUUCUCCGAACCAGUGCCAUUUUCAAAUAUAGCUACAGGUUCCUUCCCUUCAUCAGCUGGCAGUACAGCGGGUGGCCGUGGCAGUACUGCAGAUGGCGCUGGCCAGUUAAAUGAAAAGAGCUCCCGCAAGGAUGCGGUAAUACGUCUACAAAAAAUUUUACACGCCCCGACUCCACCCGGUGGCAGUGUUACCGUAUCAGUAGGAACUUCUCCUAACUCCACUACGAAUACGAUUAGUCGCAUUCAUAGACACAAUCAAAAUAAUAAAUCAAAAGUAACGGAUAAGUUCAAACGCCCCUUCCGUAAGCGUCACUCCUCUGUGCACCAUCAACCGACCAAUCGCGUUAAUCGCUUCCUCUCGCAGGCGAUCAAUGCACGAUCCGUCGAUUGUGAUAAAUCGGAGCAUGUCGAUCGCAUAACGUUACGUUUUCGUGAAAGUGACAAGGAGCGUGAAUAUCACAAGGAUUUCGAUUUGGGUUUUACAACGGCCAUGGGUUGUUCAUUAUUAUUACUUAUACUUGGUGCAGCCUUGCAAGUGACAGCUCUACCGCGUACUCUAAUACUCCUGCUACUUUUCUUAACCGCAUUCAUAUGGAUAAGUGCAAUAUUAAUGCUGUUGCUAGCGGUGCGCUUAAAAUGGAUUAUUUGGGAUUUAUCACAGAGUUUUACACUUCGCAUGGCUAUAACCAUAUUCACCAUAGUAUUAAUAUAUUCAGUAGGACAAGUUAAUGUGUUUACUUGCAUAUCGGAUCAUCCAUGUUCAAGUAAUAUUACAGCAGCUCCAAUGGAUUUAGAGGAAGAGUUUUUGAUGUUGACACAUCAGAAUGAAGCGCAUCGCAAAUGUUCACUACCACAAUAUGUAUCCUUAUCCGCUGCCUUUGCUUUUCUAUCAGUUUCAGUAUUUUUAAGGUUACCAAUUAUUUUUAAAUCCUUUCUCAUUUUGAUGAUGGGUACCAUUUACGGUCUAUUUAUUGAAUUAUCACACACAAACAUCUUCGAAUGCUACGAUGGCCGAGUAAAUGCAUCCAUUCCACUUCAUUUGAUCUCAUUGGCGCGCAUUAUAAUCUUCAUGAUAGCGAUAUUGGUGCAUGGUCGCUUAGUUGAGUGGACAGCACGUUUAGAUUUUCUGUGGCAACUGCAAGCAUCACAAGAGAAAAAAGAAAUGGACGUACUGCAGGAAUCCAAUAAGAGGAUACUACAUAAUUUGCUGCCAGCUCAUGUGGCUGCACAUUUCCUUGAUAAUCAAUUCCGGAGCAAUAUGGUCACUCCCUCACAGGAACUUUAUCAUCAGAGCUAUGCAAAGGUUGGAGUUAUAUUCGCUUCAGUGCCAAAUUUUCAUGAAUUUUAUACCGAAAUGGAUGGUUCCGAUCAAGGACUGGAAUGUUUAAGAUUACUUAAUGAAAUAAUAGCUGAUUUCGAUGAGUUGUUAAAGGAAGAUCGUUUUCAUGGCAUCGAUAAAAUUAAAACAGUUGGCAGUACUUAUAUGGCAGUUGUAGGUUUAAUACCAGAUUAUAAAAUUAAUGCUGCAGAUCCAAACUCUGUGCGAAGACAUAUGACGGCAUUAAUUGAAUAUGUAAAGGCCAUGCGCCUAUCAUUGCAAGAAAUUAACAGUCACUCCUAUAACAAUUUCAUGCUGAGAGUGGGCAUUAAUAUAGGACCUGUUGUUGCCGGUGUGAUCGGAGCACGCAAGCCUCAAUACGAUAUUUGGGGUAAUACAGUUAAUGUGGCGAGUCGCAUGGACUCUACUGGUAUACCAGGCUAUACACAAGUAACUCAAGAAGUAGUGGACAGUUUACAUGGUUCACAUUUCGAAUUCAAAUGUCGUGGCACAAUUAAAGUAAAGGGUAAAGGUGAUAUGAUUACAUAUUUCCUAAGUGAUUCCUCAAAUAAUGCUUUAAAUGGCGAAGUACGUAAUGCAAUGAUCGGCAACCAUCCUGUGCAGAGCAAUAGUAUAACACAACACCAACAGCAACAAUCGCAAUUGCCCCCGGCUCAGCAACAACAAAAUGCUUUGCAAUUGCACAAUCAUACAUCGGAGUUUUAUCAAAAAGAAGCACAAUUUCAAAAUAAAAACUAUCACUCCAACAUGAACAAUGACACCUAUAACAUUAAAAAAGAUAAUUAUGGUUACAACAAUGUGGACAUGGUUAACAAUCAAAUAUUGCAACCGUCUCCCGGAACACUACUUGAAGAACAGCAGCAACUAUUAUUGCAUCAACAGCAGCAACAACAACAACAACAGCAGCAGCAGCAGCAAUAUCACCACCUGCAACAGCAACAACAACAGCGGCUCAAUAGUAAAUUACAAAAGCUACCAAAUUUCAUAGCAAACGGCGGUUUACCGAAUAUACGUGAAAAUGGUAAUAAUGGCGAACAUACCGGAAGCUAUCCUUUCAACUCAUAUCAGCAACAGCAGCAGCAGCAACAGCAACAAUUUGCUAACAACUAUAAUGCACAACAUCAGCGUAAUCAUUCUUCAAGCUCUUUGAGCGGUAUGGGUGUCGCGAUGGCAGCAUCCCCAGCACUACCACCUGCACACAUGGUAAUGUUACGUGAACAAUUUAAUAUUAUUGAAAAUCCCAGUGGUAAUCGUUUCGAUUAUAAAAAUCAUGAUCCUUAUGCUCAGGUGGACAGUUAUAACAAUUUGUUUGGUGUUGGUGGUAGACGCGAUACGCAUGCAUCACGCAACUACCAUCAUUUGCAUCACAACCAACAUUCGUCGUCGUACACCACCAAUAGUAAUAGUAACAAUUAUAAUAAUUGCCAUGAAAGUGAACCGUUGUUGCAUGCCGCACCAGUUGCCAAGAUUUUACCAAUGCAACACGCACAAAUGCAUCCACCUAAAUACGAACCACCACGUUAUACCUGUCCCAAUAAUAUAUUGCUUCAGCAACAGCAGCAGCAACAGUUGCAACAUCAUCAUCAUCAACAACAAUUACAACAACAAUACUUACACUUUAACCAACACACACAACCUCCAUUACCCAUUCCACCACCUAAAUCCACAAAUGUUAUAUCAAGUCUGAAACAAAAUACACCUCUCUUACGCACAUAUAUGAAGCCCCUGCCAAAGCUACCGACAGAUAUUGAAGAGAAUCGCGAGAUGUCUUCCACCGAUGAUCUAAGUUCACGUCCGCACUCACCAUCAAUGAGUUCAUCAGAUGAAAGUUACUCUAAGACAACAGAAGGUGAAGCCGAUGACGAUUCACCACGCAUAACAGCUGCAAAUCAUAUUAAUCGUAAUGGUAAUCCAUUACAGUGGCUAUAUCCAUGUGAUAUCCAAGUCGAUCCAACAUCACCAGUAAUCGAUAUGUCAAAUCUUAAAGACUUUGAAGUUAGUUCCACCACAGAAAGUCAGGGGCAGCAUACGAAUACGACACAAAAUAAAGGUGACUCCUGCAAUAGCUUUGAAUAUCAAGACCGUGUUGGUCUCAAUAAUAAAUCACAAAAUGUGGGCGCAACAGCAUCGGCUACGAAUUCGACAGCAAAGUCACCAUUUGAGAGGGAACUGCAAAGACUUUUAAAUGAAUCAUCACGUGCACGUGGACUUAUGGCCGCAACCUCAUCUAAUGGUGGUAAUAUUACUUCUAGUUCUAAUCAGGAAGGCAAUACAACUAGCAAUAGCAGUAGUCGUAACAACAUAGAGCUGUGCUAUUCCGCUAGCAACAGCAAAUUGAGUUCUAAUAAUGGUAUAGCAACUGGCAGUAAUGGCAACUUAAGUGGCAGCAAUUCUAUGAGUGGAAAUAAUAAUACAAAAUCAGUAACCACAGCUAUGGCAGCUACUAUUUUAAAUGAUUUAGCAUCACCAACAGGUAGACUUAACUCUAAAAUACCUGUAAGUACAAGUUUCAUGAUUGCCAAACAUCCUGUGGGUCUAGAGGCUAUAAAGGAAAUUACACGAAACAAGAAUCCAUCGGAAUCAAGUCAAAUGCAAACAUCAGACACCGAAUCGUGUGAAAUUUUACACGAUAACCGUAAUCACAUAAACGCAGCUGUUUUAGACACACAGUUAACAAAUAAAUCAUCCACCUCUACUGGCACAAAUUAUAUGCCAAAUCAAACACCACAACAGAACAAAGAGCACAACCACAGACAUCGUCAACGUCCACGCUCGAAGGACUACGAUCAAAAUCGCUCUGAUAGCAUAGAGCAAUUAGCAAAUGGUGUAGAACCACCACAACCACAGCGUUAUACACGACAUCACCACCAUCAUCAUCAUCAUCACCAAAGACAGCGUAAUAACCACAUAUCUCUGCACAAUGAUGAACUUGAACGUGAUGACACUGAAGAUAAUUUAGCCGAUGAAGAAUUUGAAGAUGAUGAAGUGGGACGUGAUGUGAGGAAAAAACGUUUACUUACAUCGUCCGAGCAUCAAAAUGGUAUAAAUCGCGAACGUGAUGAAGAGCAUUAUAAUAUUAAAAAUAAUAAAACGAAUGGUGGCAAUGACGAUGUGAACGAUGUUGUAGACGAUGAGGAAGAUUUGGAAGAUAUAGACGAUUACAAAGUUAGUGCUUUAAGCAAUGAUGUUACUAAUGACGAGCAUCAUUUAGAUGUGAAUGUGAUAAAUGACGAAUUGAAAUAUGGUGCCGGUCAUCAUAAUCAUCAGUCAGUAGACUCAAACCCGUUGGAAAGUCAAUCAGAAUGGUCGGAUGAUGACUGCCGUGAAGAAGCAACAGGUGGUGCUGAGUCUACUGGCUAUAUAACUGAUGAACCUGGACUUGAAAAUAUAUCACUAUUAAAUGAAGCUGGCCUAACCGAUGCGGAAGGCGCACUCUCAGAUGUUAACUCCUUGUACAAUGCACCCGAUGUUGAUGACACAUCAGUAUCAAGUCGUGCUAGUUCAAGACUAUUAAGCUUAGAUUCCUUGAGUGGUUUAUAUGAUUGUGAUUUAGAUUCUAAACAUGAAAUGGCAAUUGUGAACGUCUCACAUAAGAUCACAAGUAAAUUUGGGCCACAACAACAAAGUUAAUUUAACUUAAUUAUGUUUAAUUAAAAAGAAGCGGUGUCUAUUAUAUUAAAAAAAAAUAAAAAUUAAAA
This is a messenger RNA of Teleopsis dalmanni, 6683 nucleotides long. It is a transcript of the gene rut, whose product is annotated as Ca(2+)/calmodulin-responsive adenylate cyclase. The record is from RefSeq and is a predicted model, not a curated record. Gene Ontology annotation, cellular component: plasma membrane. Gene Ontology annotation, biological process: cAMP biosynthetic process; adenylate cyclase-activating G protein-coupled receptor signaling pathway; intracellular signal transduction. NCBI's taxonomy places the organism in Eukaryota, Metazoa, Arthropoda, Insecta, Diptera, Diopsidae. Gene Ontology annotation, molecular function: adenylate cyclase activity.